Molecule: messenger RNA, 1057 nt
Organism: Cricetulus griseus (Chinese hamster)
Lineage: Eukaryota; Metazoa; Chordata; Mammalia; Rodentia; Cricetidae
Source: RefSeq, a predicted model, not a curated record
UCCCUUGAACUGUCCUUGCCCUCCGCCUGCAGGACAUGGAGGCCAGCGCCACAGAACUCAUGAAUAUCCUCAACAAGGUCGUGACCCGACCCCAGGAUCUGAAAACUGAUGGUUUUGGCCUUGACACUUGUCGAAGCAUGGUGGCUGUGAUGGAUAGCGACACCACAGGAAAGCUGGGCUUUGAGGAGUUCAAGUACCUCUGGAACAACAUUAAAAACUGGCAGGCCAUAUACAAACGCUUUGAUGUUGACCGAUCGGGGACCAUCACUGGCAACGAACUCCCAGGGGCCUUUGAGGCAGCAGGGUUCCACCUGAACGAACAUCUCUACAACAUGAUCAUCCGGCGCUACUCGGAUGAGAGUGGUAACAUGGACUUCGAUAACUUCAUCAGCUGCUUGGUCAGGCUGGACGCCAUGUUCCGUGCUUUCAAAUCUCUUGACAAAAACGACACUGGGCAGAUCGAAGUGAACAUCCAGGAGUGGCUGCAGCUGACAAUGUAUUCCUGAACAGAGCUGCCUCCUCACAGUUCACUAUGGAGCCACCUCGAAUCCUGUUCCUGUCUGCAGCCGUGUUUUUAUAGUCAUGUCCUGCUACCCACAGGCCUUCCUGUCUUGUACCCCAGCUUCCCAGUCAGCAGCCGGAGCUCAACACGCCCCAGCUUGCCAUACCCGAGUUACCCCGGGCUCGAAGACAAGCUAGCUGCUCUCUCUGCUGAAGGGUCACCCCACCCCACACACUCCGUUACCUCCAUCCUGUCUGUGUGCCAAGCCUAGCACUCCUGUUGCUUCCAUGUCCCAAGGGCCCUGUGUCAGUUCUGGGAGGAUCAUGCCUGUCCCUACACACACCACGCCCCGUUAUGCACUCAUUCAGUUACCUCCCAGGCAGCCAAAUGAACUCCAGGCCUUGGCAGGCCCACACACCCUAGUGCCUGCACUCUUUUUCCCCAGCUGUCAGGCCCAGGAGUAAAUAAACUCUCCACUUGCUGCUUCCUAUGGGCUCUGCCUCCUGAGUGUUGACAGGUGGCUCAGAGUCCCGGGAGGAGGAAGGCUUUCUGGGG